GGCUCCACCCUCCCCCGGUUCCAGCGCAACCACUCUUGAGCCAAACUUCCUCCUGUCGCAUCUCUACAACCUUUACCUUUUACCUUUGGGCAUUUAAGGAAGCGAGCAAGCCGAAAAUGAAGACUUUGGAUAAAAGAGGAAGAAGUCCUCAUUUUGAAGACACUGAGUGACGGCACCGGCUCCCCUCACACAGAAUGACGCACGUUUACUAUUAACUGGUGAAGUUAAGUCUCCUCACCUGUUUUGUUGCUAAUUUUUUUUCCUCUUCACGCCUCUUGCGUGGUGCGUGCGCGGCCCCGACGAGGCGUGCGCGUGAUGGGCUCUCUCAUUUGGACCCCGGCCAGCCUGCCUGCUUGGAAAACCACUUUUUUACUUUUGAACGUCUUUUCAACUGUUGUGAGCAAAAGACACGCAGUGUACUGGAACUCCACUAACACCAGGUUAACAGCAGGCGAACUUUCCAUCCAGGUUAACCUGAACGACUACCUGGACUUCUAUUGUCCUUACUACCCCAGUAAGCAAACGCUGGGCACCAGGCAGCCAGAGACACUGGCCCUCUAUCUGACAGAGGAGGCGGCCUUCCAGGGCUGUGUGGAGACUUCAGCGGCCAUCAAGCGAUGGGAAUGCAACACCCCCUUCGCUCCGUUCGGCUCUGUGCGCUUCUCGGAGAAGAUCCAAAGAUUCACCCCCUUCUCACUGGGAUUUGAAUUUCUGCCAGGGCGCCACUACUAUUAUAGCUCUCUGCCUGCAGAUGAAGGCCCACCACUGCCAUGUAUGAAGCUGCGUGUCACUGUGUGCUGCGAAACUGUCAUCAACAAGAGCCGAAGAUACUUGGGGCAGGUUGUCAUCCCCAAAAUGGAGUACUCCACCCUUUUCCGGGUGAGGACCAUGGUCUCAGAUUUAGAGGAGCAUCCAAGGGCUCCAAACAAACUCAAGCGACUUCACCCCUCAGUCAAGGAGAUCCGUCGAGGACGCCGUCACUUCUGCUCCUCUGCGUCGUCCUCGCCGUCCUGCUGACCACCUGACCUCCUCCCGCCUGUUCCCAAUGAGAUUGGGACACUCAAGCACAGCCGGAGAACCCCACCAGUCCCUUGCCAUCCACACACUGAGAACGCAGAUGACAUUUGUCAUUGCGCACACACAAACAACCCGGUGGACCUUACACGCUCACACACGCUCAGGGAAUGAGCCCUUCCCUUCCAUCUCAAUCACACUCGGGCCCCUCCAUUAGGUACCCCCACGCAUUCUAGUGCAGCGUUUCCCGGCCUUUAUUUGACACCACCAAACAAAAGGGCCCAAGAAAUGGAUACAUCUUCGUUCUGCCUGCUGUUGUACAGUAAAACGCUGGCAUCGCCAGUUGUGCUUCUGUGGUCAGGUCAUCCGUUGACCGAAGCCCCUUGAGCACGACACAGAACCCUAAAUUGCCUCCAGGUCACCAUCAUAAAUGAGGAAUGUUCUGAAAUGCCUUACUUGGGUAAACAAAGGAAAUUAUUCGUUAUGAACAAGAAAUACAUUGAAUACGUUUCAGAGCAGCUAAGCGGCAUUUAUCCAAAAGGCUACCACUUCUGAAAUAAUAGAAUUGAUCAAAAAGUACCUUUCAUUAUUCAUUUAUAGCUAUUGUGUGAAGACACUGAUCUUGUUAAUGAUUUCUGAAUAAUGAUAAAUUUAUAACAUUUAUUUCUGUAAAUCUAUGCAUGUAUUUCAAUCUUUGAAAUGAUCACUUGUACAAGAUUCCUCGAAUAGCAUACUAGCCCAUUUCUUAUCGCCACUAACACUGACUUACUGUGAGAUUUUUAGAACUGACCCGUGGCGACUCACGUGAUCCUCAGUGGAGACCUCGAGCACCAUGUUGGUGACCCCUGCUGUAGAUGAACGAGGAUGUCCAUCGGCGUUAAUAAUGUUUGCCCAAAUUAAGUGAAAUUGGAUCAUUUCCCACACAUCCUGUGACCAUACGUGGCGAGCAUAGAUGGAUAAACAAGAACGUGUUCCUUGUCAUAAAUCAAUUUGGAGGCAAAUGUAGUGAAAUUGACGAAUUUUCCAUUAACAGAGAUAAUACUGACAAGUUUUUAUUGACACUGUCAGGGGUUUGCAUCCAUUAAAGAUUCAAGAGAUGUAACAGAGCAACGAAUUACCCGUUUACACAUUUAAUUGGCUUAACUGCAAAAGGCACAUUUUUAUUUUCGACACGUAAAUGUAUUUGUUUACUCGAGCUUCAAAGAUUUCUUCAGUAAAAUUGGAACAGGGGCUAUUUGGGCAUAAUGAGGCAAGGCUGCUGCGCCCCCUACUGGGAUCUAACUGGUUGUAGUGGAAUUGGAACUGGAUUACAGAGGGGAAGUUUGAUAACGAUUAAAACGUAGACCUUGGGUUGCUUUGCGUCCUUUCGUGCUGCAUCUCCUGGACAGCGGGGCAAAUUCACACCAGAGGGAAUUGUGGGUAAACGCAACAGGGCUCGUCUUGCGCCACUGCAGAUGAUAUGCACGCACGCUACUUGGUUUUCUGUUUCUAAACACAAUUCCACAAUUUUACUGACAUGGUUAAUGAGACCCGGCAAAAUGCACCUGUUUAAUACUUGUGGCAAUGUAAUUUUCCCGUUAUUUAAAUGUGGGAGGAAAAUAACUUUUGUGUUUUGUAUUAUAGAUAAUUGUUAGAUUCUUUUUUUUUUUCUGUUUAGUUUACAAAUGUGUUCUGCUGAAAUUGUUGUGCAAGUCAAAUUAUUUGAUCAUUUUGAUUUGUAGUUAUUUGAUUUCAAUUUUCUAUUUGUUACCCUUUUUGUGCCAUUUGUUUAUUUUAUAUAAUGUUUAAAGGAAAACUAAUUGGAUGUAUUCAACUUUUAAUUAAAUGGGGGGAAUAUUUGGAAAUUUUGAUUGCCUUGGGCUUAAAUUAAUUUUUAUGGUACAAUGAUGGCACUUAUCUCUUUUUUUCUUUCAAAAUGCUGUAAUUUGCCAUGAAUACAACUCGCUACAGUUUUUCAUUUCUGUAAUAUAGAACGUGAUCAUUUUCUUUUGCGUGUAUGUGCGUGUGUGUCCUCAGCAUUCACAUUUUAGUGAAGAAUGUAGCUUCUUCUGUGAAGAGACAACUGCAAUUUGAGCCUGUUUUUUGUACUACUUUCAGUCAAAUGUGGUGAUAAAAAUAAAUUUUGUAAAUGUUGGUAUAA
Syngnathoides biaculeatus (alligator pipefish) is the source of this 3154-nucleotide messenger RNA. Its product is annotated as ephrin A4. The record is from RefSeq and is a predicted model, not a curated record. Gene Ontology annotation, molecular function: ephrin receptor binding. Lineage: Eukaryota; Metazoa; Chordata; Actinopteri; Syngnathiformes; Syngnathidae. The coding region runs from base 316 to 1017 and encodes 233 amino acids. The transcript is spliced from 6 exons. Gene Ontology annotation, cellular component: plasma membrane. Gene Ontology annotation, biological process: ephrin receptor signaling pathway; axon guidance.